Messenger RNA from Talpa occidentalis (Iberian mole), 1837 nucleotides. It is a transcript of the gene CSRP1, whose product is annotated as cysteine and glycine rich protein 1. The coding region runs from base 121 to 702 and encodes 193 amino acids. The transcript is spliced from 6 exons. The record is from RefSeq and is a predicted model, not a curated record. Gene Ontology annotation, biological process: sarcomere organization; muscle tissue development. Gene Ontology annotation, molecular function: structural constituent of muscle; actinin binding. NCBI's taxonomy places the organism in Eukaryota, Metazoa, Chordata, Mammalia, Eulipotyphla, Talpidae. Gene Ontology annotation, cellular component: Z disc; nucleus; cytoplasm.
GGUUGGCGUGGCCCCGGACACGCCUUCAGCGAGCGGAACAAAACCGGGAGCAGGAGGGGCCACCCAGACCGCGCUUCUGAGAGGUUUCCCGCCCGCGCACCCCCAGAACCCGCUGCCAGGAUGCCGAACUGGGGAGGAGGCAAGAAAUGUGGGGUGUGCCAGAAGACGGUUUACUUUGCUGAGGAGGUUCAGUGCGAAGGCAACAGCUUCCAUAAAUCCUGCUUCCUGUGCAUGGUCUGCAAGAAGAAUCUGGACAGCACCACCGUGGCCGUGCAUGGCGAGGAGAUCUACUGCAAGUCCUGCUAUGGCAAGAAGUACGGCCCGAAGGGCUACGGCUACGGGCAGGGCGCGGGCACGCUGAGCACGGACAAGGGCGAGUCUCUGGGCAUCAAGCACGAGGAGGCUCCUGGCCACAGGCCUACCACCAACCCCAAUGCAUCCAAGUUUGCCCAGAAGAUUGGCAGCUCUGAGCGCUGCCCCCGCUGCAGCCAGGCUGUCUAUGCUGCUGAGAAGGUGAUUGGCGCUGGGAAGUCCUGGCAUAAAUCCUGCUUCCGCUGUGCCAAAUGUGGCAAAGGCCUUGAGUCAACUACCCUGGCUGACAAGGAUGGCGAGAUUUACUGCAAAGGAUGCUAUGCUAAAAACUUCGGGCCUAAGGGCUUUGGUUUUGGGCAAGGAGCUGGGGCUUUGGUCCACUCGGAGUGAGGCCCAUGCUGCCCACCACACCCUGGCCACUCCUUUGCUUCUCAUCGCCCUUCCCUCCCAGCAGCCUCGGCCACCUCCAGGCUCUGCCUCCCGCUCCCAGAUCCACCACACUUCACUAAUAACUUGAACUUGGCUGUUUGGCUCCCUUUGGUUUGGGGUCUGCCUGUGGGCCACUCCUCUAAGGGGCAUGGCCUGCCUGGACUGUGGCGAUGUCACCAGUAGGAGACCUCAGUGUUUUAGUCUGUGUGGGCCGAGGACUCUCUCCCCACACCCCAGCCCACACCCCUCUUUUCAUCGCCUUUUAGACUAAGUGCCCAUCAACUGUCCAAGACACCGGAGCCCACAUCCCAGAGCCCUGGGAACAGCAGGGGACCCAAGGAGGGAGACAUGGAAAGCUGUGGUUUACUGGACCCCGAGAUGCCUCUGUGGGAAAGAGGGGGGCUGCUGCUUGCUGCUCAGCACAGGCUGGGGAGUCAUCAAAUGGGUGGGAGCAGAGUGGCAGGCAGGGUGUGGAGACAGGAGGCACCUGCUUCUCUAGGCCCCUUGCCUUUGACUUUAAGGAUGUCCUCCCCCUCAGGCUUGGGGGAGAAGAAAUUGGUCUGAGGACCCAAAGUCAGGACGUCAUCUCACCUUUCCCGGCAUCUAGCUCCCUGUUUGUUGGGGACCCUAAUGAAACACCUCCACACACACUCCCACUUACCGGUGGCACAAAUCUGAGGGUAGAUCACACUGCCCCUCACCCUGGGUCCCCAGGCUCCUCCCUGUCCCAGCACAGCCCAGGCCAGAGCUCUCUAGGCCCUCUCUGUGGAGGAGCCACACAAGCCUCAGGCCUAUCCUGACACCCUCCUUCCUGCAUUGGUCCUCAGGAGCUUCCUGAGGCCCCUUCCGCUCCCCACUUCUCCAGGGACCCUGCUCUGGCCACCUCCCCCACCCCACCCCCACCCCCGCCUUCCAGGCCCCAGGGCAGGAACAGCAGGAGAAAGGGGUGGGGCCAGUCCAGGCCACUGCCAGGCCACUGAGGGAUGACACUAUGGGGCCAUGGCUGGAAGGGGCCACGCGGGCUGUAUUCAGGCUCACUCCUCAUCUGGCCAAUAAAGCUGUUACAACAGAACUCUGGUGUCCCAUCCUGCUUCCU